Molecule: messenger RNA, 1634 nt
Organism: Chelmon rostratus (copperband butterflyfish)
Lineage: Eukaryota; Metazoa; Chordata; Actinopteri; Chaetodontiformes; Chaetodontidae
Gene: desma
Product: desmin a
Exons: 10
Coding region: 93-1526 (477 amino acids)
Biological process (GO): skeletal muscle organ development
Cellular component (GO): Z disc; cell-cell junction; intermediate filament
Source: RefSeq, a predicted model, not a curated record
GCAUCUCCCCCAGUUGCCCAGUGGGACAGUUGGGUCUCAGCACCUCAAGCGGCUCCAUCAGAACCACGAAACAACCAAACAGUCAACCAGCCAUGAGCAAGUCCUACUCCUCCUCCGCCCAGUCGGCCUCCUCGUACCGCCGCACCUUCGGCUCUGGUGUCGGCUCAUCCCCGAUGUCCUCCCUCUACUCCUCUCUUGGAGGCGGCCGCAGCUCCUCUUCAAGCCACAUGUCCUCCAGAGUCUAUGAGGUCAAGAGCAGCGGCAUGCCCUCCUUUUCCAGCCACCGGGUGUCCUCUGGUGCUGGGGGACUAGGGUUUGGCUCCUCUACAGCCAUGCGCACCUAUUCCGGAGAGAAACUCGACUUCAAUUUGGCCGACGCCAUGAACCAGGACUUCCUCAACACAAGGACCAACGAGAAGGCCGAGCUCCAGCACCUCAACGACCGCUUCGCCAGCUACAUCGAGAAGGUGCGUUUCCUGGAGCAGCAGAACGCAGCACUGACGGUGGAGAUUGAGAAGCUGAGGGGCCGCGAGGGGCCCGGGCGCGUGGCUGAGAUGUAUGAGGAGGAAAUGAGGGAGCUGAGGAGGCAAAUAGAGGGAAUCUCCAACCAGCGCGCCCGCGUCGAGGUGGAGAGAGACAAUCUGGCUGAUGACCUGCAGAAACUCAAGCUCAGACUGCAGGAAGAGAUUCACCAGAAGGAAGAGGCUGAGAACAACCUUUCUGCCUUCAGAGCCGAUGUAGACAAUGCCACUCUGGCCAGGCUGGACCUGGAGAGGCGCAUUGAGAGUCUGCAAGAAGAGAUUGCCUUCCUCAAGAAGAUCCAUGAAGAGGAGAUCCGCGAGCUGCAGAGCCAGAUGCAGGACACUCAGGUGCAGAUCCAGAUGGACAUGUCUAAACCCGACCUGACUGCUGCUCUGAGGGACAUCCGCGUGCAGUACGAGGGCAUCGCCGCCAAGAACAUCGCAGAGGCUGAGGACUGGUACAAGUCUAAGGUGUCUGAUCUGAACCAGGCUGUGAAUAAGAACAACGAUGCACUGCGUCAGGCCAAGCAGGAGAGCAUGGAGUACAGGCACCAGAUCCAGUCCUACACCUGUGAGAUCGACUCACUCAAGGGCACCAACGAGUCUCUGCUGCGCCAGAUGAGAGACAUGGAGGACCGCAUGUCCCGCGAGGCCUCUGGCUUCCAGGAUACUAUUGCACGGCUGGAGGAAGACAUUGCUAAGAUGAAGGACGAUAUGGCUCGUCACCUGAGGGAGUACCAGGACCUCCUCAACGUGAAGAUGGCCCUCGACAUUGAAAUCGCCACCUACCGCAAGCUGCUGGAGGGAGAGGAGAGCAGGAUCACCACCACUGCCCCCAUCCAGUCUGCUUUCUCCUCUAUUGGAUUCAGAGAGACCAGUCCUGAGUCCCAGCAUCAGCGCUCCUCAGAGGUUCACUCCAAGAAGACUGUUCUCAUCAAGACCAUCGAGACCCGCGAUGGAGAGGUUGUCAGCGAGUCCACACAGCACCAGCAAGACAUCAUGUAAACCAGAAGAGGCAACCUUAGAAACACUAUAUAAUAAAUAAAUAAAAAAAAAAAUACAAAAAUCUUCAUAUUCCUACCACUGCUAUGACAAUUUAUAAGCCGAGCCUAU